AUGCCUGAGGUACCGUGCUGCAGCUCCCUGGAAUACCAGGUGGUGGAGGUGGCAGGUGGUGAGACCAGGGGAGCUACCGUGAGCCACCUGUCACCUGACACACAGUAUCUGUUUACCGUGCAGGCCAGGAACCCUCAGGGGCCCUCCUCCUACGUCACUCCCCAUGUCACUGCCACUACCAACGGUGUGUCAGGGGAGCCUAGUGCCUGGCCUGGGGUGACAGCAGGGGGAUCACGCAGCGUGGUGGAGGGCGGUGUUCAACGAAUGCCUCGGUUAACAAUGCUUAUUGUGACGUUAACCGGGGCGGCUCUACUAGCUCUACACGUUGCUCUUAUUGGCUGCUUUAUAAGACGCAGAGCUGCCACACGCAAUGCUUCAGCAUCAUCAUCGACAAAGAACGUGACACUGGACGUGUACGGGCUGACUCCAGCAUCCACACCCGGGGCGACCCACACUGAUCCUCUCCUCUCCCUCACAUCCAUGUCUCCCCACCACCCCUCCAACACCCCUCCACCAUAUCAGGUGGAUCAUCAAACCAACGUGGAUCACGUGGAUCACGUGGAUCGCUGUGAUCCACCAAGUCUGGUGAUUCCGAACGCUGCCGCUCAUCCCACGCCCAUGUCUAUUCCUGCACAUUCAGCCGCCCACACCACACCCACUCCUAUACGUCCACCCACCCAUCCAACGCCUCGCCAGAACGGCAUGGUUGUCGUAAGUCGAGAUACGACCACACUUUACGUCAGCAGCGCCCUUAGUCCCCAGAACACAGGGAGACUUGCCCCUGGGGAGGACGCCCCAGGAGCUGGAGUUGAGGAAAAGUCUCCUGCCCUUCAGGAGAAGGUGGAGGAGCUUCGUCAGGAAGCCACUGGCGAGGAGGAGGACACUUCUCUCAGCUCCAGUACUUACGAUGUACUUCCGUGCGGUCUCCAGCGCCUCCAGCACGAGGUAAAUACCGCUUCUCUAGGAGACCAGACUUCUCUGUCCUCCCACCACAGUGACUACUCCCGCACCUAUGAUUACUCCCAUAGUGGGGAUCCCCCACUCUACCAGCCCACCUGCCCCCACCAUAACCACCACCCCCACCACCACCAUCUUCACAAGCAAGUACCCACCACAGCAACCACAACUACCACCACCGCGACACCACACUACCAGUCCCCCUACGAUGUUUACAUCUACCAGCAACCACAGCAGGCACAGCAGCCACAGCAGGCACAGCAGGCACAGCAGUCACAGCAGGCACAGCAGCAGCAGCAAGAGGAAGUGAUUCAGGCACCAUCAUCCUACUCCAGUUUAAAUCCUUCACGACUCUACGACCUCAGUUCUGACUUCCACGACCCCAGAGAGAGUCCUACCUCCAGCAUGAUAGGAUCACCUGCUGGCUACACCACGCUGGGGCCACGCAGACGUAGAAAUGCCCCCUCCAAAUUCGCCAGUCUGCAGCGCCCACGGUCAUCCAACUCCCACGCCCACAUCCACACUCACCCGCAGAAUCAGCAGCAAAGGAGGUUCUCCUCAGUGAGCCAGACGGAAGGACAGCAUCGCCAGCUUCAGGAAGAGCGUUUAGUAAACCUUCCUGGCACCCCUGAAGCCGAUCAAGCCUGUCCUCGCGAUACACAGCCUCGUGGUAGUUUUCACAGCUUCGUUCCCUAUGAUCCCACGAACGUUCGUACUCACGACAGUGUCGGACAGGUGAGUGCAAUGCAGUUCACACACCAACAUGGCCACAAAGAGGUUCAUGAAGGCUCACUCGGCCGCUCUCCUGGCUCACAUCCCGAGUUCGUCUGUCCCAAACACGGCACUUACAACCCGAGUUCUGGCGACCACAGCACCCAGCUAGUUAGUGGCCACGGUUUAGUUUCUGGCCACCCCAACCAUGGUGUCAGGACGCAUGUAAGUAGCCAGCAGCACAUGGCAAGUCCCCAACAACGCAAUACUAGUCCCCAACAACGCACCACCAGUCCCCAACAACGCACUACCAGUCCCCAACAGCGCACUACCAGUCCCCAACAACGCACCAGCAGUCCCCAGCAACGCACCACAAGCCCGCAACAGCACACUGGCAGUCCCCAACAACGUUCUGGGAGCCCUCACCAUCGCACCAGCAGCCCUCAACACACCAGCCCUCAACAAUAUACAACCAAUCCCCAACAACACAUCACCAGCCCCCACAAACGCAACAGCAACCCUCAACAACACAUCAGCAGCCCCAUUCAGCGUACCAGCAGCCCCACUUACCAACGUUCAAACCACCCACACCAACGGACUGAGCCUACCAGGGAAUACUGUGGCGAUCUCAAUCGCAGAAGACCCUCCGAGGUAGUCGCCAGCGCCGAGGAGUCUUCUAAACCAUCGCCAGGUGUCUUGGAAUCAUCGGGAGGCGCUGCGGACGCUCCUGCCACCUCCGCCGAAGGGCGACCUCGAUUUCCGCACGACUUCGUGAGGCAUUUCUCCAGGACGGGGAGUCGAGAUAGCUACGAUGAACGAACGAAUUACAACACAGACACUAGCCGCAAGCACUUUCGGUCCACAGUAGUAGAUACCAGCCGUAGAUAAACGUAACAGUGUGUGUGUGUGUCGUUGUACUCGCCUGUUCCUGCGGUGGCUUCCAGGAAGACCACACGGAUUUUACAGUGGUUAAACACAGGAAUAAAAUAAAAGAGAUUUCGAUUUGUAACCGGUGAAACGUAAGCCACCGAAUAUUUUGUGAUUUUGUCGCUCAGAUGUGAUGAACAACAAGCUGAAACAUGAACUCUCACUUGCUGAUAUAUAAACUUUGGCAGGAUAAUAGCUCUUACUCUCGUUUAUAAUAUUACUUUUUCAUUUCAACGCAGUUCGUCGACAGCAGGUCUAACUUCGAAAAAAAUAGAACAAAAUAAGAGAAAACAUGUGAACGUCGACUUAGAGAAACCUUGAAGCUGUCAUGGUGACACACGUAGAGAGGUUUUAGUUUCUUGAAACAGUGGUGUUUAAUAUCCAGCCUGCCUCCAACUGCACACUACAAAUCACUCACUAGAGAAAAAUAUUUUUGUGACUAAAAAGUGUUGUUUUUCCCGUCUGGCUUACUAAUGUCGUAUUCCCCUCACGCUAGCCGAUGGCAAGACACUCACUUAGGAUUAUCUAUUUGAAAGUUAUAAGCUGAGUGUGACAAGUGUUAUGGACAGAACAUGUUCUGACAUACGUGACAUGGUCAGCAGACAGGUUGCACUUCCGAAGAUACACGCAACACAGUGUUCCAGACUUACAUGUUGAUCAACAUUCUGAGAAAUGUUGCUCAGAGGAACACCAGUAGAUGACAGUGACGAGGAAAAGUGUUAUGACAACUUCGAAAUUGUCUAGUUUGAUAA
Molecule: messenger RNA, 3347 nt
Organism: Cherax quadricarinatus
Lineage: Eukaryota; Metazoa; Arthropoda; Malacostraca; Decapoda; Parastacidae
Source: RefSeq, a predicted model, not a curated record